Molecule: messenger RNA, 3106 nt
Organism: Aegilops tauschii subsp. strangulata
Lineage: Eukaryota; Viridiplantae; Streptophyta; Magnoliopsida; Poales; Poaceae
Source: RefSeq, a predicted model, not a curated record
UAUAGUAUUUCUUCCACAGUACAUGUAGGUUGGUUCAAGUGUCUUUCCCUUGUGCACAACCUGAACGACGGCCCGUAAUUAGGGCAAAAAGAGAACGAUGAGUGUGCACCUUUUGUACCAUGCAUGUAGGCUGGUUCAAAUGCCUUCUUUGUCUCUCUGCCAGGCAGCUACUUUCAUCUUUCCGCUUUAUUUGUUCCUCCAGGUGUCAGCUCUGUACCAUGAGUCAUUACCAAAAACACAAACGAAAAAAACAAGUUUGGUAUUUUUGAUUUGCCUUUUUUUUGGCUUUCAGUCCUUUUGAUAAUUAAUGUGUAUUUCUGCUUAGACAUGCAUGUGGAGCCCGUGGGCCCUAGUCUCCAAAUGCCGUUUUCAUGGAUGUGCACGCUAAGCAACGUGCGUCUCACUAAAAUCAAUUUGUCAAGGCUACACUAAGCAAUUAAUAUAUAGGAGUUGUACCAUGAGUCAUUACCUUAAAAAAAAACACAAAAGAAAAAAACAAGUUUGGCAAUUUUUGAUUUGCCGUUUUUUUUUUUUUUGCUUUCAGUCCUUUUUAUGUUUAAUGUGUAUUUCUGCUUAGACAUGCAUGUGCAGCUUGUGCGCCCUAGUCUCCAAAUGCCUUUUUCAUGGAUGUGCACGUGAAGCAACGUGUGUCUCACUAAAAUCAAUUUGUAAGGCUACACUAAGCAAUUACCUAGAAGUUGUAGCCGACCAACAGCUAUCUUAUGGUCUCUAACGUCUUAAUGUAGCUACAUUAUAAAAAAUGAGUCCAAAAUAGGGUAAUGCUAAACAGUUACAUAGUCCAGGACCUCAACUAGAUUCGCUAAGAUCCCUCAAAACUAAAGCAGUGAACCAUGAAAAGCAUAUCUCUAUCUUUAGUUUAUGCUCUUUGCUCUGGUUGCAAGAAACGUAUCUUUCAAAUUCAAUGACUCUUUACUCUUCUGCUACUUUGGCACUGUACAAGAAAGGAAUAAAGAAAGAGACCUGGAUGGUCUAGCUAGCUCUAUAUAUAUCAGAGCUCAAUUAAGUGUUGGCAAAGUAUGCCAUAAUAUGAUAAGAGAAACCUUGCAACGUGUACCUGUCUCCAAGGGCCCAUCUAUUCUAAGGGAAAGGCAUCAAUGAGAGGGGGAAACCACUUAGCAAUGAAAAGCUUGGUGCGGCUUGUCAAUGAGUGGGAGAUCCAACUACUGGUGCUUGUUAGCUUCACACUACAGCUCUUUCUCUUCUCUGUUGGUAGCCUCCGGCGGCGUAGCAGCAGCGUUGUAUUGACAGUAUUACUCUGGCUAUCUUAUUUGGGAGCGGACUUGGUAGCUGCUUAUGUCCUAGGCCUCAUCUCGCGACAAGAGGUUUCCACUCAUCAUCUGUCUUUUCUCUGGGCGCCCUUUCUCCUCAUACAUCUUGGCGGACAAGACACCAUCACUGCCUUUGCCAUUCAGGACAACAAUCUCUGGGUGAGGCAUUUGUUGAAUCUUGUUGUCCAAAUGUCCCUCACCCUCUAUAUCUUUUGGAAGUCAUUCGAUGGCGGCCCUAACAUGAAGCUUCUUUCCCCUAGCAUCCUUUUAUUUGUUACUGGCAUUAUCAAGUAUUGGGAGAGAACAUGGGCUUUGUGGUGUGGCAGUCUGAGAAACAUCAGGGACUCAGACCCAUGUCUCGCUCCUUCGGAAACGAGCAUUGAUACCUCUUCUGAUCCUGUUUUCUCUGCCUUGCGUUCAGAAAAGGCUAUGCGUCAUUUUUUUUCUGGCGUCAGGUGCCCCGCUGCAGCCGCUAGCCAUUGGCAUAUAGAUAGUUUACGCCCAGACCUUUCAAGCAAGUUAUUUGGGAUCAUGGAGAUUCAACUCCGCGUGAUGUUUGAUGAUAUCUAUACUAAGGCCAUGGUGCUUCGGAAGUGGCAUUGCACCAUCCUUCGGUGCAUCUCACAUCUUUCCUUUCUAGCCGCUUUUGUGCUCUUUUCUUCUGUAAUAAGAUACAAAGAGGAGAGGUGGUACUACAGUUCUGUUGACACUGCAAUCACCUAUGGAUUGUUUUUCGGCGGUUUCUCUCUUGAAGUUUCCUCAUUAUGUGUCAUCAUGAUGUCACCUUGGACCCGGGCAUGGCUGAAGGAAAAGACUCGGCAUUGCACCUUCCUUUGUUCCAUCAUCACUAAGUUGUUUAGAAGGAAAAGAUGGUCAAGCUGCAUGGGUCAGUACACCAUGUUAAACUAUUUGCUGCGGUCUGAACGGCCGUCUGCCGUCUUUGCUCCAUGGGACAUCACUUGGUGGUCAAAAAGUUCCCUGAUCGUGAUCAGAAAAUUGGUGCACGCAUUGUGGGGAGCACAGGCACCGUUGUCGAUCAGUAGGAAGGUGGACACAAGGUUCGUGAUGGUGGAUGAGCAGAUCAUGAGAUGCGUCGUCCAGAAGAUUGAUCAGUAUCUCCGCUAUGAUGGAUCAAGUAGCCCCCAGCAGCACUGGCCAAAUCUAGGUACAGUGCUACAGAAGAUAGUGCAGGAUCAUGGUCCCAAUUUUGAUCAUCUCUCCAUUAUCAAGCUCCAUUUAUACACAGAGAUACAGCUGAGUAGGUAUGUAUGCACUGACACUGCUGUGGACAAUGAUGCUGAUCUGGUCCGGAGGAUAUCACACUAUAUGGUUUAUCUUUUGGUGAAUCUCCCUGAAGUGCUGCCAAUCUACGAUAGCGGCGAAAGUGGCCGUGAUUCAAUAUUACAGCUGUAUGAAACCUUGGCGGGUAGGCAUGUUGAUGAAAGUGGCAGUGAGUCAAUAGCACAGCUCAAUGAAACCUUGGAGGGUAGGCAUGUUGAUGCCCCCCUGCAUCGGACAAUUUUGUUUCUUACAAAAAAUGAAAUUCCGGAGCCCCCGGCCGAGUGCACAGAAGCGCAGCUGUCAGAGCUCCGAGAGGCGUGGGUAGGCCUGCUCCUCCACGCCGCCAGCAAGUCGCGGCCGGAGGAGCAUGCGGCGCAGCUAGCCAGAGGGGGGGAGCUCCUUACCUUCAUCUGGCUGCUCAUGGCCCACUACGGACUUGGGGAUGUGAUGGACUGCCCCAUCGAGAUGACGGCUGAGGCACCUGUUGGUCAGCGCCGCUACGCCUUCUGACUUCCUCCCCGACGUCACGACGGCUG